AUGGGUGUCGAAGAGUCAGUCUACCUGGCCAAGUUGGCUGAGCAGGCCGAGCGAUAUGAAGAAAUGGUCGAGAACAUGAAGGUCGUGGCUUCGGCAGACCAAGAACUCACCGUCGAAGAACGAAAUCUCCUAUCCGUCGCAUACAAGAAUGUCAUCGGCGCCAGGCGUGCGUCGUGGAGAAUUGUCACUUCCAUUGAGCAGAAGGAGGAGUCCAAGGGCAACGAGGCUCAGGUCAAGCUCAUCAAAGAAUACAGACAGAAGAUUGAGGAGGAGCUUGGAAAGAUCUGUGAAGACAUCCUUGAUGUCCUGGACAAGCACUUGAUUGCGUCCGCAAAGACCGGCGAAUCAAAGGUCUUCUAUCACAAGAUGAAGGGCGACUACCACCGAUAUCUUGCUGAAUUCGCCGUUGCAGACAAGAGGAAAGGCUCAGCGGACAAGUCUCUUGAGGCCUAUAAGAACGCUACCGAGGUCGCAUCGACCGACCUUGCUCCUACACACCCAAUCCGAUUGGGUCUCGCGCUGAACUUCUCUGUUUUCUACUACGAAAUCCUCAACUCCCCAGAUCAGGCUUGCCAUCUUGCCAAACAAGCUUUCGAUGAUGCUAUCGCUGAGCUUGAUACCUUGAGCGAGGAGAGCUACAAGGACUCCACUCUCAUCAUGCAGCUCCUGAGAGAUAACUUGACUCUCUGGACUUCGUCCGAGGCCGAGCCACAAGAACAGCAAGGCCAAUCGGCCGAAGCACCAAAGGAGACUGAGGCCGCUGCCGCACCUGAAGCUACUGAAAAGGCUGACUAG
Molecule: messenger RNA, 795 nt
Organism: Lithohypha guttulata
Lineage: Eukaryota; Fungi; Ascomycota; Eurotiomycetes; Chaetothyriales; Trichomeriaceae
Gene: BMH1
Product: 14-3-3 protein
Exons: 4
Coding region: 1-795 (264 amino acids)
Biological process (GO): intracellular protein localization; signal transduction
Cellular component (GO): cytoplasm
Source: RefSeq, a predicted model, not a curated record